This is a messenger RNA of Mugil cephalus (flathead mullet), 2449 nucleotides long. RefSeq names its product ess-2 splicing factor homolog (gene ess2). The coding region runs from base 223 to 1653 and encodes 476 amino acids. Gene Ontology annotation, cellular component: catalytic step 2 spliceosome. The record is from RefSeq and is a predicted model, not a curated record. The transcript is spliced from 10 exons. Lineage: Eukaryota; Metazoa; Chordata; Actinopteri; Mugiliformes; Mugilidae.
ACUCAGACCUGACGUCAGUACGUUGUUCCUACGCUGGUGUUUUGAGGAGGCUAAAAGUUAGCUUGGGGGUAACAGUACGCUGUAUUCAGUCCAUUUUAUCAGUUCAGUUGUCUGCAACAUUUGUUUAAUUGUUUAAAGGUGUUAGUCACGAGAAAAAGUCGUCCUCCGUUUCCGUCCAGUCGGUGUUUGUCGUAGACAGACCCUCUUUUACCAGGACCCACAAUGGAGGGUAGCGCUAGCGUGAGGAGAGCCUUGUCCGGGACUCUCGUACCUGCAGCGGUCACAACAGUGGCUCUCCGACAACAACCUGAGGGGGACCAGAAGACAAAGCUGGACAGAAAGGUCCUCGACGAAGAGCAGUAUAUCGAGAGCUUAGAGAAGAUCAUCCAGAGGGACUUUUUCCCAGAUGUGACGAAGUUGCAAGCCCAAAAGGACUACCUUGACGCAGAGGAGAGCGGAGACCUGGAGAGAAUGAGAGAGAUUUCCAUCCGAUAUGGAUCAUCUUUGACAAAAUCUACACCACAGUCUUCUGCACCCUAUGUAACUCCUGCUAGCUUUGAGACACCAGUGGGUCGCCCAGGAUCUCCCUCCACCACUCCCUGCAAUAAAGGGUUGGAUAGGGAGAGAAGAGAGGAGGACAAGGAAGAGAAGCAGCUGCCCUGUCUUGACCGGUUUCUUGCAAAAAAUACCAGUGAGGAUAAUGCAUCGUUCGAGCAGAUAAUGGAUCUGGCGGAAGAUAAGGAGAAGCUGAAGCAUGCCUGGUUGUAUGAGGCUGAGAAUGAAUACAAAGAGCGCCAUGAAAAGAACCUUGCCUUGCCUUCAGUAGAGAAGGCAGCACUUGAAUGUGUCAAAGCUGGACUAGAGACAUGGGAGUACAAAGCAAAGAAUGCCUUGAUGUAUUAUCCAGAAGGUGUUAAAGAUGACGAUGCCCUCUUUAAGAAGCCAAGGGAGGUAGUUCAUAAAAACACCCGCUUCACCGGAGACCCAUUCAGCAAAGCUCUCAACAAAAGCCAGAUUCAACAGGCUGCAGCUCUCAACGCACAGUUUAAACAGGGUAAAGUAGGCCCGGAUGGGAAAGAGCUAAUCCCACAUGAAUCCCCAACAGUCAAUGGAUAUGGUUUUGAAAGGUCUCCUUCACCUGCACCUGGUGUAUCUGAGUCUCCACUAAUGACCUGGGGUGAGAUUGAGAGCACUCCUUUUCGUCUGGAUGGAUCAGACACGCCGUAUGUUGAGAGGAAUCACGGUCCAUCAUUCAAGAUCCCAGAACCAGGAAGACGAGAGAGGUUGGGUUUGAAGAUGGCCAAUGAAGCUGCUGCCAAAAAUCGCGCAAAGAAACAGGAGGCGUUGCGAAAGGUCACAGAGAACCUUGCGAGUCUAACUCCUAAAGGCCUGAGCCCAGCCCUCACGCCUGCUCUGCAGAGGCUUGUGAAUCGGACAUCUAGCAAAUACACAGACAAAGCACUACGAGCAAGUUACACCCCAUCGCCUUCGCAUAGAGUUGCAGGCUGCAAGUCUCCCUUUGGUGGCCCAGCCACUCCUUCGGGAACGCCAACGCCAAACAAAGCCAAGACGCCAAGCUCUCAGGACCUUACAUCACUCACAGACAAUCUGCUGCAACUUCCCAAGAGGCGGAAAGCCUCAGACUUUUUCUAAGCAAGAGAAACUGUUCUCUGCUGGGAUUGUACAAAAGAUUUAAAAAAAAAUCCCGUAAAGAGCUUUGUUUAUAAUUUUCCAGGUCUAUUUUUCUCAAAUUAGAGAGAAUUAGUUUUUGCUGGAUGGACUGGAUAAAGAAAUGUACAGUGAACUGAAGACGUUCUAGAGAUAGUUUUGUUACUUUUUACUGUAGAUGGGUCAAUCUAGACCUCGUAAACAUUUGGUUUCAGGAUGUGUCAUGGAGACAGCGCUAAAUAAAAAUAUUUUUGACCACUAAGACAUUUUGUGAUCCAAACAUCGAAACCCUUUGGGAAGUCUGGGACACGUUCAAAUCACUGACACAACUUAAGUUUGUUUAAUCGUUGUUUUAUUUCAAGUGCAGGGUUUAGUGAGUUUUUGUGCAAUUUUUGUGUCGCUAUUCCUCUCUGGAAAACUUCUUUUAAAUCAUCGAGCGUCAUCGGUUAACAAAACAUUAUUGUACUUGUUUCUGAAAGUCACACACCAAAAUUAGGUUUCAGUUCAUACAUGUUACCAUAACACUUGAGUGUUUAUUUAUGUAGCGUAGAAACUACACAAAAGGACAUGCGCAUUACCUUCCAAAAAGUUUCCCUCAGUCUUGCACAGUUAUUUAAAUGUUCAGAAGUAAAAGAACCAACAACAACAACAACAGUGUAAAUGCUUUGUGUCUUCUUUUUAAAAUGAAAAUUUUAAGCGGAGCUGGUCUCAGCUGUACAAGGUUUUUCUUUUUUGUCUCAAUAAAACGUGUCUGUAAAGCAGAAUAUUUUGUAUCACCACA